Molecule: messenger RNA, 5879 nt
Organism: Hypanus sabinus (Atlantic stingray)
Lineage: Eukaryota; Metazoa; Chordata; Chondrichthyes; Myliobatiformes; Dasyatidae
Gene: pwp2h
Product: PWP2 small subunit processome component
Exons: 21
Coding region: 55-2811 (918 amino acids)
Biological process (GO): maturation of SSU-rRNA from tricistronic rRNA transcript (SSU-rRNA, 5.8S rRNA, LSU-rRNA); ribosomal small subunit assembly
Cellular component (GO): Pwp2p-containing subcomplex of 90S preribosome; small-subunit processome
Molecular function (GO): protein binding
Source: RefSeq, a predicted model, not a curated record
AACCGGAAGCGCGUGUAUAGUAUCGUCACCGCGUGUGUAGAGUGUGAAGCCGGGAUGAAGUUCGGUUAUCGGUUCUCCAACCUUCUGGGGACAGUUUACCGGAAAGGGAACUUGAACUUCUCGCCGGACGGGAGUUCAGUGCUGAGCCCCGUGGGGAACCGCCUGUCCGUCUUUGACCUGAAGAAUAACAAAGCAGAGACGUUGCCGUUGGCUCUGAACAGGAACAUUGUGUGUGUGGGACAGUCUCCCGACGGGCAUCUGGCCAUCCUCGUCGAUGAAGAGGGUGCGGCCGUGCUGGUCAGUCUGUUGCGGAAGGCAGUGUUGCAUCAUUUCCACUUCCAUGCUCCAGUGCACUGUGUCUCCUUCUCUCCCGACGGCCGGAAAUUUGUGGUGACCAAGGAGAACGUUGCGCUCAUGUACCAUGCGCCCGGCAAGUCCCGGCAAUUCAACCCCUUCGUUCUGGACAAGUCCUACUUCGGACCCUAUGACGAGACCACCUGCAUCGACUGGACUGAGGACUCCAAGUGUUUUGCUGUGGGCAGUCUGGACAGCAGUACCUGGGUGUUUGGAGCAGAGCGGUGGCAGAACCUCAUCUACUACUCUUUGGGUGGGCACAAGGACGCAAUUGUUGGAUGCUUCUUCGAAGCUGGCAGUCUUGAUAUCUACACUCUGAGCCGUGACGCCACACUGUGCGUGUGGCAGUGUGAUACGGACCCGGAAGGACUUCUGGCACCUGUUCCCAAGGCCAAGGCUGAUCACAAAGUCUCUGCAGAGGACAAGGAAGGGCAGGACCAGAAGGCUGACGUCAUCCGUGGGAAAUCGGAGUCGGAGCAGGAGAGGGCCGGAAAAGUGAAAUAUUCCCGGGUUGGGAAGUAUUUCUUCAACCAAGAGAAUGACUUCAACGAUCUGACAGCUGCGGCCUACGACAAGAAAACUCACCUGCUGGUUACCGGCUUCGCCUCGGGCAUUUUCCAUCUGCACGAACUGCCCGAAUUCAAUCUCAUCCACUCCCUCAGUAUUUCAGACCAGAGGAUCGAGUCCAUCUCCAUCAACAGCUCCGGGGACUGGAUUGCAUUUGGAAGCUCAGGUCUGGGACAGCUGCUGGUGUGGGAGUGGCAGAGUGAGAGCUACGUGCUGAAGCAGCAGGGACAUUUCAACAACAUGGUUACGCUGUCUUACUCUCCCGAUGCCCAGUACAUCGUCACAGGGGGUGACGAUGGCAAGGUGAAGGUUUGGAAUACCAGCAGCGGUUUCUGCAUUGUGACGUUUAGUGAACACACCAGCUCUGUUACCGCAGUUACCUUCAACUCUACCGGCUUUGUUGUGGUCAGUGCCUCUCUGGACGGCACGGUGAGGGCGUUUGAUCUUCACAGGUAUCGGAACUUCCGCACAUUCACAUCCCCACGACUCACUCAGUUCUUCUGCCUGGCUCUGGAUUCAAGUGGAGAGAUUGUGUGUGCAGGCUCACAGGAUUCCUUCGAGGUGUUCGUCUGGUCCAUGCAGAGCGGUCGGCUGCUCGAUGUGCUGGCAGGACACGAGGGACCGGUGAGCAGCCUGAGUUUUAGCCCCACACAAACCAUCCUGGUCAGCGCUUCCUGGGAUAAGACGGUGAAGCUGUGGGAUAUGGCUGACAGCUGGAAGACAAAGGAGACUCUCCGCAUGACCUCUGAUGCUUUGGCGGUCACCUUCCGACCGGAUGGCAAGGAACUGGCGGUGGUGACCCUGAACGGACAGAUCACGUUCUGGGACGUGCAGGAGGCGGUGCAGACAGGUUCCGUUGAGGGCCGGCAUGACCUGCAGAUUGGACGCAGGGAGCAAGACCGCAUCACCGCUAAGCAGUCCGCCAAGGGCAGGUCAUUCUCCACACUGUGUUACUCGGCAGACGGGCUGUCAGUGUUGGCGGGGGGACAAUCCCGAGACGUGCUGAGGGAUGCACUGAGGCCUGGUGGGGAAGGAUGCCAGUCCUGGGUUCUUCUGCUACUGGAGAUGGAGGGGCUGGGUUGGGUGAAGAUGCCCGCCCCAGAGUGCCUCGUGAGUGAUAGCAUUUUAUUUUGUUUUGUCCUGGACUGUGUAAAGCUGUUGGUAGAGGGGCAUGUCUGUGGCCACUCUAAAUUGACCCCUUGUCUUUGUGGUUGCUCCCCAGGUGACAUGAGCUUGCGCCACUUUAAACCAGAUAUGCGCGUGACGUGCCUUCGCUUCUCUCCAACAGGUAGAAGCUGGGCAGCCACAAGUACAGAGGGGCUGCUGAUUUUCUCGCUGGAUGGUGGUGUCGUGUUUGACCCCUUCGACCUGGACGAGGAGGUGACGCCGAGCAGCAUGCGGCGGGCAGUGCGGCGGAAGGAGUUCACUGUAGCCAUUGUGAUGGCUUUCCGCCUGAAUGAGCAGAAGUUGACCUUGGAGGUGUUGGAAAACGUUCCUCACGCAGAGAUUCCAGUUGUUUGUACGACCCUCCCGCCGCUGUACGUGGAGAAGAUGCUGCAGUUCAUCGCCUCGACCCUGGAGACAUCCCGUCAUCUGGAGUUCUUCCUGAGCUGGGCUGAGCAGCUGCUGAGCCUGCACGGACAGAAGCUGAAGGCCCGCUCGGUGGACCUGCUACCAGUGAUCCAGUCCCUUCAGAGGAGCAUCCAGCAUCACUUUGACGCCGUCUCCAAACUGUGUGACUGGAAUCGCUACAAUAUGAAGUUCGCUCUCGCUCUGUCCCAGCAGCGUGGAAUGAAACGUCCCGUAGAGGUGGAGGAAACCGACAGCGAGUCCAAAGAAUGCGAGAGCCCAGGGGAUGAUCUCAUGGAGGGGAGCGAUUGCGAACUCUGAGCACUGCUCCCUGCCAGGUCACCACUGUGACAACAGCCAUGCUCCAGGUGGUGUGUACAGUCAGGGAGGCCACCAGUUGGGCUGUAGGUGAAGUGUGUAGGAUUGGUACAUUGCACCACAGGAGUUUACGUGGUCAAUAGGUGUGGACUGGUAGCCAUGCUGAGGAAGGAACCAUCCCUGUCCUGGGAGUGUGUGAUGGGACAGUGUAGAGGGAGUUUCACUCUGUAUGUAACUGUCCCUGUCCUGGGAGUGUGUGAUGGGACAGUGUAGAGGGAGUUUCACUCUGUAUCUAACUGUCCCUGCCCUGGGAGUGUGUGAUGGGACAGUGUAGAGGGAGCUUCACUCUGUAUCUGACUGUCCCUGCCCUGGGAGUGUGUGAUGGGACAGUGUCGAGGGAGCUUCACUCUGUAUCUGACUGUCCCUGCCCUGGGAGUGUGUGAUGGAACAGUGUAGAGGGAGCUUCACUCUGUAUCUAACUGUCUCUGCCCUGGGAGUGUGUGAUGGGACAGUGUAGAGGGAGUUUCACUCUGUAUCUAACUGUCCUUGCCCUGGGAGUGUGUGAUGGGACAGUGUAGAGGGAGUUUCACUCUGUAUCUAACUGUCCCUGUCCUGGGAGUGUGUGAUGGGACAGUGUAGAGGGAGUUUCACUCUGUAUGUAACUGUCUCUGCGCUGGGAGUGUGUGAUGGGACAGUGUAGAGGGAGUUUCACUCUGUAUCUAACUGUCCUUGCCCUGGGAGUGUGUGAUGGGACAGUGUAGAGGGAGUUUCACUCUGUAUCUAACUGUCCCUGCCCUGGGAGUGUGUGAUGGGACAGUGUAGAGGGAGCUUCACUCUGUAUCUGACUGUCCCUGCCCUGGGAGUGUGUGAUGGGACAGUGUCGAGGGAGCUUCACUCUGUAUCUGACUGUCCCUGCCCUGGGAGUGUGUGAUGGAACAGUGUAGAGGGAGCUUCACUCUGUAUCUAACUGUCUCUGCCCUGGGAGUGUGUGAUGGGACAGUGUAGAGGGAGCUUCACUCUGUAUCUGACUGUCCCUGCCCUGGGAGUGUGUGAUGGGACAGUGUAGAGGGAGUUUCACUCUGUAUCUAACUGUCCUUGCCCUGGGAGUGUGUGAUGGGACAGUGUAGAGGGAGUUUCACUCUGUAUCUAACUGUCUCUGCCCUGGGAGUGUGUGAUGGGACAGUGUAGAGGGAGCUUCACUCUGUAUCUAACUGUCCCUGUCCUGGGAGUGUGUGAUGGGACAGUGUAGAGGGAGCCUCACUCUAUAUCCAACUCAUACUGUUCCUGCCUUGAAAAUCACAGGGAACUUUAUUUGUGAUUCACUCCCUAAGAAUAUUUUGUGUGAUCUGAUCCAAGCACUGAAUGCCUUCCCGGAUUACUUGUCCUGCUACGUUGAGACCAUUUGAAUGUAAAUAAUGUAUAAUAAAUUUGUGAUACAGAGUUAGAUGUUCUUAAUGUAAAUUUUGCAGGUUUGGCUAUGUUUUCUGACAUUUUCUCACAUUGAUAAGGAGGGUGUUUGAUCCUGUUGACUGGGGGUGGGAGUUUGCCCUGAACUGCCCUGAUAUUGUGUUGAAUAGAGGCUGAAUAGUUCACUCAGAGAUGUGAACAACACAGGACAUAGGAAGUGUCCUGACUGGCCAGACAGCAUCUACGGAAAGGAAGAAGCAGUUCAACAUUUAUUCCUGACGAAGGGUCUCAGCCAAAAAUGUCGACGUUUAUUCAUUUCCACAGAUACUGCCUGGCCUGCUGUGUUAAUCUGGAUUUCCAGCAUCUGCAGAAUCUCUCUUGUUAACAAUUCAAACUAAUCCCAUCUGCCUGUACAUGGUCUGUAUCUUCCCAUUCCCCGACUGUUCAAGUCGUGGUUCAUCUCCCCUUAAAGGCACUAUAGCACUCUCUGGAAAAAGAAGUACACCCUCUCCCUCUCAACCUAAAGCUACAAUCUCUAGUAUUUGACAAUCUUUCUUAGCUGUGGAGGCCAAGUCUUUAUGUGUAUUUAAGGCAAGAUACGGGAAGAAGGCAGGAGACUGGGGCUGAGAGGAAAAUUGGAUCAGCUAUAAUGAAAUGGUGGAGCAGAAUCGAUGGGCCAAAUGGCCUAAUCUGCUCCUAUAUCUUAUGGUCUAAUUGAAUUUGUUUCUUACAUCCUUCACAUACAUGAGUAAAACUCCUUACCUUGCGUCUCCAUCCAAAUGUGCAAUCUAUAGUAAUUUAUAAUAAAUAGUAUGUACAACAGGACAGUCAAUAUAACAUAGAAAUACAAUUGUAUCAGCAUGAAUUAAUCAGUCUGAUGGCCUGGUGGAAGAAGCUGUCCCAGAGCCAGUUGGUCCUGGCUUUUAUGCUGCUAGAUGAUUGCAGCUGGAAUAGAUUGUGGUUGGGGUGACUUGGGUCUCCAAUGAUCCUUCAGGCCCUUUUCUCACACCUGUCUUUGUAAAUGUCCUGAAUAGUGGGAAGACUCUCAAAGUUAAAAGUAAGUUUAUUAUCAAAGUAUGUAGGUAUAUGUUACUCUAUGACCUUGUGAUCCUUCUCUUGUGGGCGUUUAGAGGAACAAUAAAGAAAUACAAUAGAAUUUAUGAAAAACUGGACAUGGACAAAGGCAGACAAACAACAAAUGUGCAAAGGAAGCCCAUUUGUACAAAUAUAAAAAUAUAUUGAGAGUAUGAGCUGCAGGGUCUGUGAAAAUGAGACUGUAGUUUGUGAAAUCAGUUCAGAGUUAGGGUGAGUGAAGUUAUCCACACUGGUUCAGGAGCCUGAUGGUUCAGGGACUGGGUGAGUGAAGUUAUCCACACUGGUUCAGAGACUGGGUGAGUGAAGUUAUCCACACUGGUACAGGAGCCUGAUGGUUCAGAGACUGGGUGAGUGAAGUUAUCCACACUGGUUCAGGAGCCUGAUGGUUCAGAGACUGGGUGAGUGAAGUUAUCCACACCGGUUCAGGAGCCUGAUGGUUCAGAGACUGGGUGAGUGAAGUUAUCCACACUGGUUCAGAGACUGGGUGAGUGAAGUUAUCCACACUGGUUCAGGAGUCUGAUGGUUCAGAGACUGGGUGAGUGAAGUUAUCCACACUGGUUCAGAGACUG